Paramecium sonneborni is the source of this 341-nucleotide messenger RNA. Lineage: Eukaryota; Ciliophora; Oligohymenophorea; Peniculida; Parameciidae. The record is from the annotation of a GenBank genome assembly.
AUGAUUUUAUUAUUUUUAUUAUUUAAGUUAAAUUAGAAAUACAAUUAAAACAAUAGAUCAUUUUGUACGAAAGAGAGUAGGAUUCGAAUUUCUUAGGAGAAAUAGAAAUAUGAUGGAAAUAAUUUUGUAAAUCAAUUAAAGAGGGUAGAGUCGAAGUUAUUUUAUGAAACACUAUCUACUGUUUUUAGGUAAUGUAAUGAUUACUAUAACUUAAAAUCUUAAAUGACAGAUCAAAUACUUAUGCUUUAAAUCAGGAAAAAAAAUAGACAAAGCACUUUCAACUGAUAGACAGCUGUUAUUUUUGUUCCAAUCAGAUCUUUAAUUGUAGGAUUGAUUAUGGC